AUGACAUCUGAUAUUGCAAAGAGACAGCGAACUGUUCCAUCGGCUAAGGCUUAUGAAUUUGUAUGGCGAAGACCUGUCCCGGAAGCUUUGCAGAAGGGGGCCUAUUUUGACAGAUUUGAUGAGGAAUCUGGUACUUUGGAGUUAAAUUGCUUUGUGCGGGUCGAUGAAGAUGGAUUUUACAUUUAUUGGAAGAGUGAAAACAGUGAUGGUCAAGUUUUGGAGUUAUCUCAAGUCAGUGAUGUGCGCGCUGGCUCCCGUUUUAAAGUAGGCACAAGAUAA
This is a messenger RNA of Protopolystoma xenopodis, 279 nucleotides long. The record is from the annotation of a GenBank genome assembly. Lineage: Eukaryota; Metazoa; Platyhelminthes; Monogenea; Polystomatidea; Polystomatidae.